Messenger RNA from Scleropages formosus (Asian bonytongue), 2071 nucleotides. RefSeq names its product lysophosphatidic acid phosphatase type 6-like. Gene Ontology annotation, molecular function: lysophosphatidic acid phosphatase activity. NCBI's taxonomy places the organism in Eukaryota, Metazoa, Chordata, Actinopteri, Osteoglossiformes, Osteoglossidae. The transcript is spliced from 11 exons. Bases 76 to 1320 code for a protein of 414 amino acids. The record is from RefSeq and is a predicted model, not a curated record. Gene Ontology annotation, cellular component: mitochondrion. Gene Ontology annotation, biological process: dephosphorylation; lysobisphosphatidic acid metabolic process.
AGGACUACAAGUACCAGGAGCCGGUUUGCCUACGUCUCGUGCGGUGUCGCUGAAUUCGGAGUUUCCGAGUGUCAGAUGAGGCCCCUCUGGAUCGGAGCCGGUGUCCUGGGCUCCAUGGCGCUCAGCUCAGUGCUUUGGGCACAGAGGAGUAAUAAAGCGGCGCAGACGCAUCCCGAUGGUCUCCGCGAAAGCCGAGGUCAGGACGUUCACUAUGAACUCAAGCUGGUUCAAGUCCUCUUCCGGCACGGCGCCCGCACGCCGCUGAAGUCCAUACCUGACGUGCUGGAGGCACAGUGGGCCCCUAACCUUCUGAAAGCUCCAGUCCACACUCAAGUUGAUUAUGUCGUAACAGACUUGAGUGGAGGCCCUCAGCCACCAGCCCCGUUAGAGGACAAAUACAGGGCCAAGAUACUCAGUGGAGGGACAUUUUCUGGUCAGCUGACAACAUUGGGCAUGCAACAACUGUAUGAUCUGGGUGAGAGACUGAGGAAGACAUACAUUGAGGAUUUCCCCUUUCUCACACCCUAUUUCAGCCCUGCUGAGGUCCUCGUCCGUUCCACCAACAUUGUGAGGACAAUAGAGUCUGCCAGAUGUCUGGUGGCUGGACUGUUCCAGCAGAAACAGAAAGACCCUGUGACCAUCUUGACCACAGAGGCUGAAAAUGAGAUCCUGUACCCCAACUACGACAGCUGUCAACUGCUCAAAUUGCUAGGCGGUCCUCGCUGGGCUGAGUCCUCGAAGCUCCCGGACAUUGCUGCUGACCUCAGGAACAUCCAGAGUGACCUGGGCAUCACAGCGCACCAAAAGGUUGACUUUGUCGUCAUACGGGAUGACAUGAUCGCCAGAGAGGUCCAUGGCCUACCGAGUCCACCGGUGUUGGACAGGUGGAGAAGCACAGUGGAGCAGAGAGCUGUGGAGAUGAUGUAUCACAUCUAUGAGCCAAGCAAGGCAAAAAGCCUUCAGCUCAGUGUUGGACCUCUUCUUCAUGCACUGAUUAGCAACAUUGAGGAUAAAAUUCAGGGGAUGCCAUCGGCACGAUCAAGGAAGCUGUUCCUCUACUCUGUCCACGACACAACUCUGAUGCCUUGUCUGAUGGCGCUGGGAAUCUUUGACAUGAAAUGGCCACCCUUUGCUGCGGACAUUACCCUGGAGCUCCAUCAGCACCGCAAAACCAAGGAGGCCUUUGUCAAAGUUUCGUAUGUUGGCAAGGACCAGCUGCUCCCAGGCUGCAGUGGUAUCUACUGUCCUCUGGAGGAGUUCAAAAAGGUGAUGUCUGCCUAUGCAGUGAGCUUUGACCACUAUAGGUCUCUCUGCAAAUGAACAGCGGGUCUCAACCAGCCCUGACAACGGGGGAACACGUCCCCCUCGUGCUGUUUACACCGUCAGUAAAUUUACAAUAUCUUUGUUGCGUAUAAUGUUUUACUUGGUUACUGUGAUCCUAACCAUGAAGGCUUUCUUGACAAGGACACUUUUCACCACAUUGCGUGAUAGCAUUCACUGUAAAUAGGGUGUUGUGCUUCCUGAACACAGCGGCAUCAGUCUUCAGUGCAGCGCUGCGCGUUGCUGCACAACAGAGUCUGGCUCAAUAUUUACCCCACAGUCCCGGUGUGGAAAUACCCAGUGAUUGCAUUGAAAUGCUGUGUUUUUCUUGUAAUUUUUAAUUACUGGAUUCCUGUGCAGCCCCGUAUGAUUGCCCUUUGGCAACAUCUACAGUACUAGUCAAAGGUGUGAGCUGGACACUUUUUUCUUCCCCACAUUGAAAAGCACAAGCAGGAAAUGAGGCAACACGUCUUCUCGGCUUUUCUGCAGCAGUUUCCAGAGAUGUGGGGCACUUGUGUGGUACUUCGCUUUCAUUAUUCUGUGCAGGUUGCCCAGAUGUACACAGACUUUUGACUGGUACUGUGUAGGGGCUAGGUGAAAAGAAGUGGUUUCAAGAAGUACUGUCUAUAAAGCAGCUUUAAGUGGGAGGUUAAACAAAUGUCACCACUUGAAGCAUCAGUUGUGAGCUACACUGUUUUUGUUAGUGUUGCAUGUGUGCACCUGUAAACAUAAUAUAAAGGUUUUGUUGGUU